Octopus sinensis (East Asian common octopus) is the source of this 1210-nucleotide messenger RNA. Its product is annotated as opioid growth factor receptor-like protein 1. The record is from RefSeq and is a predicted model, not a curated record. Lineage: Eukaryota; Metazoa; Mollusca; Cephalopoda; Octopoda; Octopodidae. The transcript is spliced from 6 exons. Gene Ontology annotation, cellular component: membrane. Gene Ontology annotation, molecular function: opioid growth factor receptor activity. The coding region runs from base 71 to 901 and encodes 276 amino acids.
AAAUAAAGACAGACAGGUAGACAGACAGACAAAUAGAGACAGUGGGACACACACACACACACAUACGAGAAUGUUAUUCUGGUUGAUGAUUACGCUGCUGAUAUUCGUGUUUAUGUUCUUUUUCUGUAACUUAUUAAAAAAGCCCUAUUACAUCAUGACUCCGAUAAUGCAUGUGACAACGGGAUCCUCACGUUCUCGACCUGAUAUAUGUAAGCGACCGAAGUGUUUUAUGAGGACGGUUCCGAAAGAAGAGAACGUUUUUUUUCGAGAGAUUUCGAGCUCAUCUCCUCCAAGUUAUUUAUUUGAAGAAAAUAGAAAUGCGAAUAUAAAGUUUUACUUCAACAAAGAACCGUCACUUCCCAAUGGUGCCUAUAUAGAAGUAAUUUUGGAAUCUUGGGCUGAGGAUUUUGAAAUACUCCAGCACCAUAGUGGGUACAUACAAUGGUUGUUUCCUCUCCCGAGAAGCAGCAAGACGAAUAUUUAUGCUCAGCCAUUAACAGAAAAAGAGAGAGGCAUCAUCAGCACUGAACCUAUUCUCAGAAGAAGAGUUUUGCGGGCUUUUAAAAUGAUGUUGACAUUCUAUGGCAUACAAAUGGUUGGUCCGCAUGCUUUUGGUCAUCAUCCUAACUUCCGUGAAAGAUUCGAUAAUCUUCAAAGAUACCCAAACAACUUUAAACGGAUUACGAGAAUGAUAGAAUCUCUCAGAUAUCUGGAUUUCAAAAUACAAGCAGUGUUCUUCGUCAAAUUUCUCGCAGAUAUGGUUCGAUUUCAAUUACUACCAAAGGCCGAAGAAUCAAUAAACGAUUAUUGGAUUCCGCGACUGAGCAGACGUGAGCAAUAUCAGUUGCAGAAUUUACUUGAUAACAGCGACAGUAUGAAACAGACCUUUGUUUUUAGCUGAGUAACGCUUCAUCAAUAUACAGAAAUACAUAAUUCUAGAACAUAUGUGAAAGAGAGGUCGGUUAUGGUUCAUAGUAAAAGAAAGGCACUUAAAUAACGAGGAUGUAUCUUAUAAUUUAAUGACGAUCAUACUAAACGAACAUUCGUACAUGUCUUCAAGAUCUGCGUAUGGUCAAAAGACUUAUGCUCAUCAGAUGUUUGGAACUUAAGUUGAACAAGAUAAAGAUGGCUGCUGAGGAAGUAUUGCGCACAAAGCUUUUCGGUAAAGCAAAUAAAAGAUUUUUGUCAAAAAAGGAAAGCAGAAUUGUAA